Sipha flava (yellow sugarcane aphid) is the source of this 729-nucleotide messenger RNA. RefSeq lists its product as uncharacterized. The record is from RefSeq and is a predicted model, not a curated record. NCBI's taxonomy places the organism in Eukaryota, Metazoa, Arthropoda, Insecta, Hemiptera, Aphididae. Gene Ontology annotation, molecular function: protein dimerization activity. Bases 223 to 729 code for a protein of 168 amino acids. The transcript is spliced from 6 exons.
GUACCGUACCGUCGCCAGUGUUUACUGUGAUGUAUAUCUUUUUAUAAAAUAAAUCAUUUAUAUGUAUAUGCUUAGCCGUUAUAACACCGUGUUUUUUUAUUUUUUCGUGAUACCUACGUGGUCGACCGACUAGAAUUUAUACAUUUCUACAAUUUUUUUAAUAAAAAGAUAAAAAUCCAAACCAAUAACGUAACUAGUAAUUUAAAUUCAUUUGAUCAAAAUAUGGCAGAUGAGAAAAAUGAAUUGAAAAUAGAUUUGGAAAAUGAUUUAGUUACAUCUAUUAAUCCAGAAGUAACUGGUGAUGUCAACUUUGAUUAUGAUUACAACACCUUUCAAAAUGAUUCAGCAAUAUCUGAAGACCAUAUAAAUUAUUCUUAUGCUUUCAAAAAUGAUCCAGCUAGAAUUCCAAACUCUGUUCCAGUUACAUUGCAGUCAUAUUUUGUUGAAUAUGUCAACCUUCUUCUCAUAACUUAUCAAGCAGCAUUUCCAAAUCUUCACAUAGCAUUUAAGGCAUUAGGAACAUUACCAGUUUCAUCAUCAUCAACUGAAAGGUCUUUUUCUAAGGUGAAGAUAAUUAAGUCAAGGUUGCGUUCAACUAUAUACCAAGAUCGACUUGAAAGUUUAAUGUUUUUUGGUUGUGAAAGAGAUGUAUCCAUUAAUUAUGAAGAUGCAAUUAAUGCUUUUGGACAUUCAUCUGAAGUACCAAUAAAAGCAUUAAUUUUCAAAUGA